Messenger RNA from Diabrotica virgifera virgifera (western corn rootworm), 1795 nucleotides. RefSeq lists its product as uncharacterized. The record is from RefSeq and is a predicted model, not a curated record. The transcript has a single exon. Lineage: Eukaryota; Metazoa; Arthropoda; Insecta; Coleoptera; Chrysomelidae. Bases 294 to 1634 code for a protein of 446 amino acids.
AUUCCAAAUAAAUACAUAUCAAAGAUUUGUCCAGUUGAUUUUAUGUUAGUUUUUCGUUUUUUCCGUAUUGUUAAUGUUAAAAAAAUAUAAAGUAUUUUUCUCCUUUCGAAACUAAUAACCAAUUAUGACGUAGACUCCUAAUUAUCGAUCAAACAAAUCCAUAUAAUUUUAGAAUUCAUUAGCAUGCCUUACAUUCGUUGUUUUGGAGAUAAUGAAGUAAACAAGUUUAUUUUGUCAUAUUUUCCGUUAAUUUUGACAUAUUUCAAUAAUAUAUUUCACCAUUCUUCACGGAAAUGGAUGGUGACUACGAUUAUGAAAAGUACACAGCAAUUCGUGAAAGUACAAAUGACGAGGAAGAUUUACUUGAUAUAGACCACGUAAAUUAUUUAGAUAAUUACCUACAAAAUUCUACUAUUCCAGGAUUCACAACCUUUGGCUUCGACUUUGAACACCAGAACCAGAGUACUUCUAAGAUAUCAAUGGUGGACGAAAACCAAACAACUGAAAACUUCUUAAAAGAGUUUCAUUCCUUCUAUUCUGAAAUGAUGGGUAAAGUGAAUGGACUUAAAGAUACACCAGCACUACAGAAUUUAGAAUUUACAGAAGAACUAGAUGUAGACGAAGAAAAAUUAUUCAAAAAUUUAAAACAUACGCCUGAAGUGCAAGAACAACUAAGUAAUAUUAAGAAGCUUGAUGACGGAAUCAGCACGAUGAUAAGCGAAUAUAAACUAGAAAAAGAGGAAAGAUUAAAAACCCAGUUUGAAAUGUGUAACGAAAUCGCAGCGAGUAAUAAACUGGUGGGAAAAGACGACGAACUAUUUCUAAAUUUAUGCCAAUUCGAGUUUCUGGAUACAGACGAUGAGAAGGACAAGAUUGCUGGUGUGUGCAAUGAGAAAAGACAUGUUAAAGAAGUUUGUAAACCUAAUGAUUUUAUUAUGAGAAAUAUCAGAUUAGCAAAAGCUGGUAUGCUUGGAAAUUCAUCCUUAACCGAUGAAGAAAAGUUUAAACUAGAAGUCUUACUGAAAAAUGACGAUUUAGAUUGUCCUCAGAACAGUAAUGAACCCUCUUUCUUCACGACUACCUUAAACAAAUUGAAAAACGCAUAUAUGUUUAGUGAAGAUGAGGAGAAAAGAUUAAAAGAUAUUAACUUUGAAUUAGAAAAAUUUACACUGGAUGAAAAAAACAACGAAAAAGAUAUCGACACAAACAAAGAACCUAACUUAAUAGAUAAAAUUGAACAGCUAAAUAACUUUUUGUUGAAAGAACGACUACAGUCUUUAGACGCACAGUUAUCAACAUUACACCAGGAGGAAGAAAAGCGACAGCUAGAUUUUAAAGAAAAAGCUUCAUAUUUGCAGUUGGGAAAAGAUGAUGAAUUUAUGCACCUAAAAGCACUACUGACAGAUGAAAGUAACAAUGAGGAUUAUAAAUUAGAAGGGAGUAAAAUAAACAAUGAAGAAAAAACUGAUGAAGACUUUGAGGAAAUGUACAGAAACAUUAUGAGUGAAACAGGCAAUGGAACAGACAUUGAUAAUCCUAUGGAGAGCCCCAAAAAUAGGGAAAUUAGUAUAGAAGAGGAAGAAGUUAUUGAGGAUGCUACAAAAUCGACAUUUGGUGAGGAUGGAUCUUUUUGAUGGUAAACUUCUAAAUUAAAAUAAUACUCAAUAAAAUUGGUAAUAAUGGUUCAAUACUAGGCCUGAAUGUAUUUCAAGUUAAUCAAAUAUUGGGUUUGGGAUUUUGUACGUUUGUUUUAGAUUCUGUAAAAUUAUUAACAAAUAAACGAUUUUUCAACUUU